Molecule: messenger RNA, 327 nt
Organism: Gongylonema pulchrum
Lineage: Eukaryota; Metazoa; Nematoda; Chromadorea; Rhabditida; Gongylonematidae
Source: the annotation of a GenBank genome assembly
UCAUUCAGCAAACGUCUGAUGUGUCGUUUUACGGUCAGUCAGGCGCAUUUGUUUGAUCCAAGGCCUUCCUCGGCACAGCAAGCACCGCAGGCAAUUGAAUCCAUUGAUGUGGAACACUUUUUCAGGAACGGCUCAACCUUGUCAGCGAAAUCAAUCGAGCAAAGCGCUGAACGAGUCUUAUGCCCUGUUGAAACCGUUGCUCCGGAACCGACCGUUGAGAAUGAACAGGUCGAGCUCCAGGAGGACUGUACACCAAAACCACUCCUAGAACAAGCUGUGAUUGAUAACUACCUGCAAAAUUAUAAGCAUAAGGUAACACUUUUCUGA